This is a messenger RNA of Lathyrus sativus (Indian pea), 468 nucleotides long. The record is from the annotation of a GenBank genome assembly. Lineage: Eukaryota; Viridiplantae; Streptophyta; Magnoliopsida; Fabales; Fabaceae.
AUGGCAUCCAUCUCAACUGUGAAUAUUUCGCCACUAUGCAUGUUUCAACCCGCAAGCCGCGUUCAAUCACCCAGUGCUACCGUAGUGAAGUGCCCUCCCUCGUUCGGGUCCACGAGAAGUGUCUCCAGUUCUUUUGGCUUGAAGUCAUCCUCCACUUAUAGAACAACUGCCAUGGCUGCUUACAAGAUUAAGCUAAUUGGACCAGAUGGAGAAGAGAACGAGUUUGAAGCCUCUGAUGAUGUCUACAUCUUAGAUGCGGCAGAGAAUGCCGGAGUUGAACUCCCUUACUCGUGCCGUGCUGGAGCGUGCUCUACUUGUGCAGGAAAGGUUGUUUCUGGAUCAGUGGAUCAAUCUGAUGGCUCAUUCUUGGAUGAUACUCAACUUAAGGAGGGCUUUGUGCUUACCUGUGUUUCCUAUCCCACAGCAGACUGUGUUAUCGAAACUCACAAGGAAGGUGAACUCUACUGA